GAGAGGAAGAGGGUUUAGGGUUUUGGAGACUUUCGCAUCGCAGGGGUGAAGUGUGUGGAGUGUGGACUUUCGCAGGGUUUUAGGGUGAAGAGGGUUUAGUUUACUUUUGUUGUCAUGGAUUGGCAUUUAUGUUAAGUCAUGAACGUCUGGCACUAUUUAUCAUGACCUCGUAUUCUGUCUAUUGUGCUUGGGUGGCUUGGUUUGCUAUUGGCUUUUAAUUUAGCUUUUAUCUCAAGUGAUGUGUUGAUAUACUUGCUCAAGAAAGAGAUGGAACAACAGAGUAGGUCCAAUCCUUUUGAAUAAAGAGCUGGAAUGCACGCUCAAUCAGGGUUCUCUAAUGAUGAGACAACACAGCCUUCCUCACAACACCAACCACCAUUUCUUCAUCUCCGCAAAUGGGUACCCUUCCUUUUCUUCCUCUUUCCUACCACUUUCAAUUCGAACCAAGCCCAGAAGAAAAUCAGCAUCACUGGUUGUGAGUGCCCACAAGAAAGACAAUAAAGAUGACAGCCAUAGCUUUGUUUCCAACCCCAACGAGUCCACUGGCUUCUUCCCAGAAAAAUCAAUCCAGGAAGAUGGCAAGGUUCUGCCGGAGUUCGAAGAUGCUGAAGAAAGACAACUUUUUGAAGCACUUAUGCUUGAGCUGGAUAGCGAUACGAGUGUUGAUCAAAUGCACCAUUAUGAGAUGGUUUACUUGAUUCAUGAAAAGCACGAGGAACAAGUUGCAGCUGUCAACGAGAAAAUUCAAGACUUUUUGAGGGAAAAGAAAGGCACAGUGUGGAGAUUUAGUGAUUGGGGUAUGAGAAGGCUGGCUUACAAAAUAAAGAAAGCUAAAAAUGCACACUACAUUUUGAUGAACUUUGAGUUGGACGCCAAAUAUAUCAACGAGUUCAAGACAAUGUUGGACCAAGAUGAGAGAGUUAUUAGGCAUCUUGUGAUCAAGAGGGACGAGGCAAUCACCGAAGAUUGUCCUCCUCCUCCCGAGUUCCAUACUCUGCGCGCUGGUGCAGAUGAUGAUUAUGAUGAUGAAGGAUAUGAAACAGAAUAUGAUGAGGAUUUCGAUGAUGAUUGGGAUGGUGAAGAUGAUGAUGAUGGCGAAAUUAUCAUUGUGGAUGAUGAUGAUGAUGAUGAUGAUGAUGAUGAUCAUAGAAAUGAUAAAUCAGCAAACAUGAAACAUGAUACAGCCAGAUAGGAAAUUGAGGGCUGGGAACGUAGCUAGGUAGAUGUUAGUAUGUUACCUUUAUUUUGUUACAUAGGAAAAAAUGCAGAGCAAUUCUAUACAUUGUAGCUCUAAUUAAGCAUAUAUAGAUCCAAGUAACUAGGAGGUUUGCUUAAUUGUUUUAUAGGAUUAGAGAUAAAAGACGAAGAAGAUGUAGUGAAUGAUCGAACUUUUUAAUUUUAAUAUGGAGGGAGAGUUGGUGUAUAGCAGAGUUAUGAAGGUAUAUGGUGUUUUACCAGGGUAUGAGGAGGUACUGAAAACCCUGGGUCCAAUUUAUGUACUGGCAGAAAAUCCUCGGUCCGAUUUAUGUAAACUCUGGAUCCGAUUUGUGUA
Messenger RNA from Arachis ipaensis, 1552 nucleotides. The record is from RefSeq and is a predicted model, not a curated record. Lineage: Eukaryota; Viridiplantae; Streptophyta; Magnoliopsida; Fabales; Fabaceae.